Molecule: messenger RNA, 1047 nt
Organism: Lachancea thermotolerans CBS 6340
Lineage: Eukaryota; Fungi; Ascomycota; Saccharomycetes; Saccharomycetales; Saccharomycetaceae
Gene: MAK32
Product: Mak32p
Exons: 1
Coding region: 1-1047 (348 amino acids)
Source: RefSeq, a predicted model, not a curated record
AUGGGACUUUUUACUACCAAUGGAAUGUUCAUCCUGGAUGAAAUCUACACAUCCGACGAGAGUUUUCACGACGUGGUUGGUGGAGGUGGAAUGUUCGCGAUUUUGGGGGCCUCAAUCGUAGCUUCCGCUUACGAGCUCUCACGACAGCUGCGCUGGAUAGUGGACAGAGGCUCGGACUUUCCCUCCAGCGCAGCAGACAUUCUCGAGAGCUGGAAGACAGGAGUUGUAUUCCGGGACGACUCUUCUAGGCUCACUACCCGCGCUUGGAACCUCUAUGGUGAGAACGAUCUACGACAAUUCAAGUACUUGACAGAGAAGAAACGAAUUGAUGUCGGCGAUUGGAUUGCUGAGUUUGGUGCUGAAGAGGUCGCCUCAAUUCGUGUUUUUCACUUGCUCUGCAUCGACGAUAGGGCAACUUCUAUUCUGAACCGCCUGAAGCAGUAUGAAAGCUCUUGUGAUCGUGUUUUCGUGUGGGAACCGAUCCCAGAUAUGUGCAACAGCGCGCGCAAGGACGAGAUCCGCGCGGUGAUGAACCGAGAGGAGACAAUUGUGAUUUCUCCCAAUGCUGAAGAAGGCGCCCGCCUUUUCGACAUGCCUGAACCUAAAAACUUGCUUCAAUGUACCAAUCUGCUGCGCAGGUUUGACGACUUCAUGGACGACAAGAACAUGUGCGUUUUGCGGUGCGGAAAGCUAGGAUCCCUUGCACUUGGCGCGCGCGACCGCUGCACUGGCACACGGCAGGUCAUUCACCUGCCUGCGUAUCACUCGCGGUCCGCAUCACAGGUCCUGGACCCCACCGGUGGCGGAAACACAUUUUUGGGUGGGUUUUCACUGGGAUAUGCGCUCUCUAGAGGCGACUUAACGGUUGGCAGCAUCUGCGGCAACAUUGCGGCAGCAUGCGCAAUUGAGCAGUUGGGUGUUCCCAAGCGCGAGGGCGACAAGUGGAACGGAAAAACGUUCUUAGAGCGCUUGGAUCAUUACAUGAAGGACAUACAUCUAGAUUGCACUACAGAUGAUGUACGUUGGGCGCUGGAAGUUGGGAUUUGA